Medioppia subpectinata is the source of this 1815-nucleotide messenger RNA. The record is from the annotation of a GenBank genome assembly. Lineage: Eukaryota; Metazoa; Arthropoda; Arachnida; Sarcoptiformes; Oppiidae.
CGCCUCCACGCGCAGCGUAUUGGACACGGAUAUAACGGUGCGCUCGAUAGCGCUGUUUAUCGCAAGUGUUUGGCCGCUAGUAUUCAUUUCGAGACGUGUCCGCACUCCAGCUAUUAUACGGGUGGUGUCGACCCCUCUAUAAGACACCCAAUCCUAAUGUUGGCCGAGGAAAACGUCAACUUCUCUAUUAAUAAAGACGAUCCGACGGUUUUUGAUUGCACUUUGGAUUCAGAAUAUGAAUUCUUGACUCGAUUGGGAUUAAAUGAACUCCAUUUCAUUCGAGCCUUGCCACAAAUGGAUGAGGAAAACCAAUUGGACAUACCACAAGAGCCCACUUUUCUGGCCUUUUAUCGAUCGUUGGGUUCGUGUCCGCCGAAGACAUACCGACUCUUCGAUAGAGGAGAUUAUUACACACUUCACGGCCCGAACGCCGAGUCCAUCGCCAAGUGCUUCCUCUGCACCACAUCUGCCAUCCGAUACAUCGGAACCGAUGGCCAUAAGAUCGCGUCCAUCGCUAUAUCUCAGGCCAGAUAUGAGUCGCUAUUGAGAUAUAUUUUGAUUGAAAGCAAAGAACGCAUUGAAAUAUACAAGAAGUCAAUCAAAAAGAAGGCAUCAAAUGACUGGCAAUUGGAUCUUAAGGCUAGUCCUGGAUGUCUGGGCCCUCUCGAAGACAUUAUCUAUUCGACCAACACUUCGAUCGACAGUCGAGGCGUUUGUGGCAUUCAAUGGUCUAAUGAUUUCAAGAUCGGAAUCGCUUUCAUCGAUGCGAUUAUCAAUGAGAUCUCUUUCUGCGAGUUUGAAGACAACGAGUAUUUGUCUCAUUUGGAGAGCCUUUUGGUGCAAAUUAGUCCCAAAGAGUGUCUCAUUUGUGUUCACGACAAACAAGAGUCGACGGCCAAGAAGUUGACCACAAUUUUAGAUAAUAACAGAAUUCUGGUCACAGAAGUGAAGAAGAGUUCGUUGAGCGCAUCGAAUCUGGAAUCAGAUUUAGACAAACUCUUGAAUAAAAGUGAUAACAAAGAAAUCACUAUCAAUGCGAUGUUAGAGCAGAAGUGGCUCUCAAAAGAAGCGAUCGCUGGAGUCUUGGAUUAUCUCAAUCUUUUAGGCGAUGACUCUAAUUAUGAAAGUUUUCAAUUCAAUGAAAUUAAUUUAAGACAAUUUGUCAAAUUGGACGCAACGGCUGUCCAUUCAUUGGAUUUGUUUCCCAACGCUGUCAACGAUUCCAUGUCUAAUAAGACCAAUAGAACCUUAUUUCAAGUGCUCAACAAUUGCCGCACACUUUCAGGCCAGAGAUUAUUGGCUCAACUCAUUCGACAGCCUUUGACUGAUAUCAACAAAAUCGAGGAGAGACUCGAUAUCAUUGAAUAUUUUGUUAAAAAUUACGACAUUCGUCAAGACUUGAGCGAAAUAUACCUGAAGAAAGUGCCCGAUUUGUCCCGCAUUUACAAGAAACUGCACUCCAAAAGGGCUACACUUCAAGACUGUUAUCGCAUUUAUUUAAUGACUAAAAUAUUACCCAAUUUUGAGAAUUGUUUGAUUCGAGACGAGAGCGACGAAUGUCUGGCAAUGAAGCAAAACUUUUCAGAUAAACUGCGAGUCAUUUGCUCUGAACUGUCGAAGUUGUCGAAAGCAUUGGAGGGUGUCAUCGAUGAGGAGCGCAUUGAAUCCAACGGCGAGUUUUGGAUUAAAGCCGAUUACGACGACGACCUCAAAGAGCUUCGCAAACGACUCGAUCGCUUCGAAGAGGAAGCAAAUGCUGUUUAUAAGGCUGUCGAUAGAGAGAUCACUAAAGAGCAGAAAGAGGACAAAUCUGUG